AUGCUCAAGACGUAUGCCAACCUUCCAGAAGCACCUCAAGAGGAGGCUUCUCUCAGCAAUAGGUUCAAGACGUAUGCCAACCUUCCAGAAGCACCUCAAGAGGAGGCUUCUCUCAGCAAUAGGUUCAAGACGUAUGCCAACCUUCCAGAAGCACCUCAAGAGGAGGCUUCUCUCAGCAAUAGGUUCAAGACGUAUGCCAACCUUCCAGAAGCACUUCAAGAGGAGGCUUCUCUCAGCAAUAGGUUCAAGACGUAUGCCAACCUUCCAGAAGCACUUCAAGAGGAGGCUUCUCUCAGCAAUAGGAUCAAGACGCAUGACAACUUUCCAGAAGCACCUCAAAAGGAGGAUUCUCUCAGCAAUAGGUUCAAGACGUAUGCCAACCUUCCAGAAGCACCUCAAGAGGAGGCUUCUCUCAGCAAUAGGCUCAAGACGUAUGCCAACUUUCCAGAAGCACCUCAAAAGGAGGAUUCUCUCAGCAAUAGGCUCAAGACGUAUUCCAACUUUCCAGAAGCACCUCAAGAGGUGGAUUCUCUCAGCAAUAGGCUUAAGACGUAUGCCAACUUUCCAGAAGCACCUCAAAAGGAGGAUUCUCUCAGCAAUAGGUUCAAGACGUAUGCCAACCUUCCAGAAGCACCUCAAGAGGAGGCUUCUCUCAGCAAUAGGCUCAAGACGUAUGCCAACUUUCCAGAAGCACCUCAAGAGGAGGCUACUCUCAGCAAUAGGCUCAAGGCAUAUGCCAACUUUCCAGAAGCACCUCAAGAGGAGGCUUCUCUCAGCAAUAGGUUCAAGACGUAUGCCAACCUUCCAGAAGCACCUCAAGAGGAGGCUUCUCUCAGCAAUAGGCUCAAGGCAUAUGCCAACUUUCCAGAAGCACCUCAAGAGGAGGAUUCUCUCAGCAAUAGGUUCAAGACGUAUGCCAACCUUCCAGAAGCACCUCAAGAGGAGGCUUCUCUCAGCAAUAGGUUCAAGACGUAUGCCAACCUUCCAGAAGCACCUCAAGAGGAGGCUUCUCUCAGCAAUAGGUUCAAGACGUAUGCCAACCUUCCAGAAGCACAUCAAGAGGAGGCUUCUCUCAGCAAUAGGCUCAAGACGAAUGCCAACCUUCCAGAAGUACCUCAAGAGGAGGCUUCUCUCAGCAAUAGAUUCAAGACGUAUGCCAACCUUCCAGAAGCACCUCAAGAGGAGGCUUCUCUCAGCAAUAGGUUCAAGACGUAUGCCAACCUUCCAGAAGCACCUAAAGAGGAGGCUUCUCUCAGCAAUAGGCUCAAGGCAUAUGCCAACUUUCCAGAAGCACCUCAAGAGGAGGCUUCUCUCAGCAAUAGGCUCAAGACGUAUGCCACCUUUCCAGAAGCACCUCAAGUGGAGGAUGCUCUCAGCAGUAGGCUCAAGACGUAUGCCAACCUUCCAGAAGCACCUCAAGAGGAGGCUUCUCUCAGCAAUAGGCUCAAGGCAUAUGCCAACUUUCCAGAAGCACCUCAAGAGGAGGCUUCUCUCAGCAAUAGGCUCAAGACGUAUGCCACCUUUCCAGAAGCACCUCAAGUGGAGGAUGCUCUCAGCAGUAGGCUCAAGACGUAUGCCAACCUUCCAGAAGCACCUCAAGAGGAGGCUUCUCUCAGCAAUAGGUUCAAGACGUAUGCCAACCUUCCAGAAGCACCUGAAGAGGAGGCUUCUCUCAGCAAUAAGCUCAAGGCAUAUGCCAACUUUCCAGAAGCACCUCAAGAGGAGGCUUCUCUCAGCAAUAGGCUCAAGACGUAUGCCACCUUUCCAGAAGCACCUCAAGUGGAGGAUGCUCUCAGCAGUAGGCUCAAGACGUAUGCCAACCUUCCAGAAGCACCUCAAGAGGAGGCUUCUCUCAGCAGUAGGCUCAAGACGUAUGCCACCUUUCCAGAAGCACCUCAAGUGGAGGAUGCUCUCAGCAGUAGGCUCAAGACGUAUGCCAACCUUCCAGAAGCACCUCAAGAGGAGGCUUCUCUCAGCAGUAGGCUCAAGACGUAUGCCAACCUUCCAGAAGCACCUCAAGAGGAGGCUUCUCUCAGCAAUAGGUUCAAGACGUAUGCCAACCUUCCAGAAGCACCUGAAGAGGAGGCUUCUCUCAGCAAUAAGCUCAAGACGUAUGCCAACCUUCCAGAAGCACCUCAAGAGGAGGCUUCUCUCAGCAAUAGGUUCAAGACGUAUGCCAACCUUCCAGAAGCACCUCAAGAGGAGGAUUCUCUCAGCAGUAGGUUCAAGACGUAUGCCAACCUUCCAGAAGCACCUCAAGAGGAGGAUUCUCUCAGCAGUAGGUUCAAGACGUAUGCCAACCUUCCAGAAGCACCUCAAGAGGAGGCUUCUCUCAGCAAUAGGCUCAAGGCAUAUGCCAACUUUCCAGAAGCACCUCAAGAGGAGGCUUCUCUCAGCAAUAGGCUCAAGACGUAUGCCACCUUUCCAGAAGCACCUCAAGUGGAGGAUGCUCUCAGCAAUAGGCUCAAGACGUAUGCCAACCUUCCAGAAGCACCUCAAGAGGAGGCUUCUCUCAGCAAUAGGCUCAAGACGUAUGCCACAUUUCCAGAAGCACCUCAAGUGGAGGAUGCUCUCAGCAAUAGGCUCAAGACGUAUGCCAACCUUCCAGAAGCACCUCAAGAGGAGGCUUCUCUCAGCAAUAGGUUCAAGACGUAUGCCAACCUUCCAGAAGCACUUCAAGAGGAGGCUUCUCUCAGCAAUAGGCUCAAGACGUAUGCCACAUUUCCAGAAGCACCUCAAGUGGAGGAUGCUCUCAGGAAUAGGCUCAAGACGUAUGCCAACCUUCCAGAAGCACCUCAAGAGGAGGCUUCUCUCAGCAAUAGGCUCAAGACGUAUGCCAACUUUCCAGAAGCACCUCAAAAUGAGGAUUCUCUCAGCAAUAGGUUCAAGACGUAUGCCAACCUUCCAGAAGCACUUCAAGAGGAGGCUUCUCUCAGCAAUAGGUUCAAGACGUAUGCCAACCUUCCAGAAGCACCUCAAGAGGAGGCUUCUCUCAGCAAUAGGCUCAAGACGUAUGCCAACUUUCCAGAAGCACCUCAAGAGGAGGAUUCUCUCAGCAAUAGGUUCAAGACGUAUGCCAACCUUCCAGAAGCACCUCAAGAGGAGGCUUCUCUCAGCAAUAGGCUUAAGACGUAUGCCAACUUUCCAGAAGCACCUCAAAAGGAGGAUUCUCUCAGCAAUAGGCUCAAGACGUAUGCCAACCUUCCAGAAGCACCGCAGGAGGAGGCUUCUCUCAGCAAUAGGCUCAAGACGUAUGCCAACUUUCCAGAAGCACCUCAAGAGGAGGAUUCUCUCAGCAACAGGUUCAAGACGUAUGCCAACCUUCCAGAAGCACCUCAAGAGGAGGCUUCUCUCAGCAAUAGGCUCAAGACGUAUGCCAACUUUCCAGAAGCACCUCAAGAGGAGGCUACUCUCAGCAAUAGGCUCAAGACGUAUUCCAACUUUCCAGAAGCACCUCAAGAGGAGGAUUCUCUGAGCAAUAGGUUCAAGACGUAUGCCAACCAUCCAGAAGCACCUCAAGAGGAGGCUUCUCUCAGCAAUAGGUUCAAGACGUAUGCCAACCAUCCAGAAGCACCUCAAGAGGAGGCUUCUCUCAGCAAUAGGCUCAAGACGUAUUCCAACUUUCCAGAAGCACCUCAAGAGGAGGAUUCUCUGAGCAAUAGGCUCAAGACGUAUGCCAACCUUCCAGAAGCACCUCAAGAGGAGGCUUCUCUCAGCAAUAGGCUCAAGACGUAUGCCAACCUUCCAGAAGCACCUCAAGAGGAGGCUUCUCUCAGCAAUAGGUUCAAGACGUAUGCCAACCUUCCAGAAGCACCUCAAGAGGAGGCUUCUCUCAGCAAUAGGUUCAAGACGUAUGCCAACCUUCCAGAAGCACCUCAAGAGGAGGCUUCUCUCAGCAAUAGGUUCAAGACGUAUGCCAACCUUCCAGAAGCACCUCAAGAGGAGGCUUCUCUCAGCAAUAGGCUCAAGGCAUAUGCCAACUUUCCAGAAGCACCUCAAGAGGAGGCUUCUCUCGGCAAUAGGUUCAAGACGUAUGCCAACCUUCCAGAAGCACCUCAAGAGGAGGCUUCUCUCAGCAAUAGGUUCAAGACGUAUGCCAACCUUCCAGAAGCACCUCAAGAGGAGGCUUCUCUCAGCAAUAGGCUCAAGACGAAUGCCAACCUUCCAGAAGUACCUCAAGAGGAGGCUUCUCUCAGCAAUAGGUUCAAGACGUAUGCCAACCUUCCAGAAGCACCUCAAGAGGAGGCUUCUCUCAGCAAUAGGCUCAAGGCAUAUGCCAACUUUCCAGAAGCACCUCAAGAGGAGGCUUCUCUCAGCAAUAGGCUCAAGACGUAUGCCACCUUUCCAGAAGCACCUCAAGUGGAGGAUGCUCUCAGCAGUAGAAGCGUCCCUUUUGCCCUGCCAAGCCUCGAAGAGAUUCCUGAGGUGUCCCUCGUUACUAGACAGGAGUCCUGA
Molecule: messenger RNA, 4455 nt
Organism: Rangifer tarandus platyrhynchus (Svalbard reindeer)
Lineage: Eukaryota; Metazoa; Chordata; Mammalia; Artiodactyla; Cervidae
Source: the annotation of a GenBank genome assembly